Peronospora belbahrii is the source of this 1038-nucleotide messenger RNA. Lineage: Eukaryota; Oomycota; Peronosporomycetes; Peronosporales; Peronosporaceae. The record is from the annotation of a GenBank genome assembly.
AUGCUGUACCAUGAUGACUCGUACACGACGGGCUGUUUUACUGGCGCGUGCUCGAUCAGAGACAAGCAAAAUAUGCAUCAAUUAAACUUAAAUUUCAAUGGACAUUGGCAACACAUACGAGAAGAAAGAGUAACACUAAAAGACGUCGACAUUAUCAUGCAACUCAGUUGCGCACAUUAUGUUUAUCGUCUUACACUACGACCAGCACCUUCAUAUACGCAAUUAAAUACGACUUUUCCACUCUAUUUAGAGCUUCCUGCACCCGGUUCUAGUAAUCCCAACAAAGAAUUAGAAAUGUGCCCACCAGAAAUCGGAGCGUUUUCACUUGUUGAGCAGUUGCAAUGUGAAAAGGAAGAACGACAGCAAACUUGUGACUCGACGAGCGCUGGUCAAGCUAGUGCUUUGUUUGGUGGAACUCUAGUAGCAGCUUUGUUGGUAUAUUCGUUACUUCCUUACGUCAGAGCAAGAAACAGGAAGAGACACUGCAGUCGUUCGAGAACGACGAGCGAGGACAGACUGAGCUGGUUGAGUGACCAGUCAGAUACACCUACCACGCCAACGAUAGCGAAUGGAGCUAAUUUACGAACGUGGGAAACCUUUGAUGGUGAUAAGAUUGAGCCUGUACGAGCGUAUCGCGACGGACAUAGGAAACGAAAUGAUCGACAUUCGGAAGCCGUGAAUGGAAACGCCGUGUCAGAUGCUGUAUCUGAGCUGCUGCAGGUCAAACUUCCCGAUUUCAAUGAUGCACGAGGAUGGCAGACCUUUUUUGAUUCACAAAUAUAUCACAACGAGCUCCAAGACAAGGAACAUGCAGCGACAAACUGUGUGUCCAACAGGAAGAGUCGAGGUGGUCUAGUACCAAGUGACUCAAGUGUUGUUGAGCGCACGAAUCUACGCGAAAUGAAGUUUACAUCCACAACAGACAACAAUACAACGAGGAGUGAAAGAUAUAGAACGAUUCGGGACAGAAUUGACCGAGCAGCAACAGAGGCUGCUAUUGACGAUGCGCAGUCAUUUAACGAGUUUUGGCAAAUGUAA